GGGACAGAUGUUAAUGUGUUAAUCAGAAUCAUUGGCACAAAGAGGUCGACCGCUGAAAAGAAGCUGGUGAGCCCAAGAGAUCCUUUUGAGAAAGGAAGGUAGGAUUUAACUAUUACUUAAACAGGAGCCGGAGUCAAAUAUCCAACCUGAAAAAAGUGUAGAAUGUUGCUUGAGAAAUAUACUUUGCUGUCCUCAUUUAGUUUUAAGCUGACUUAUAUCAGUUUUUUUUCUACAACAAUUGAAAUGUGUCGAUAAAAAAGGAAUUAAAAUAAAAAAUAUAUUUAGUUAUGUGGUAAGAAAAGGAUUGAAGGCUUUCGAUCGAGAGAGGAAAUGUUCCCCUUGAACAAACAGAAGAACGUUAUUGACAUAAUGAAGGGUUUUCGUAUAAAUUCUAAGGUAGAUUGAUGAAGAUAUAAUCUACGUCACAGAAUAUUUAUUUCACCCAUACUCUUGGAUUUCCAGAACUGACCAAUUCUCUGUACCGAACGUUGCUGAUAUAGGAGAUAUCACCGCCAUAGCUCUGAAAAGAGAUGAAGACGGUUGGUUCCCAAAGUGGCAGCUUGAUCGCGUAAGUGAAUAG
Molecule: messenger RNA, 580 nt
Organism: Pocillopora meandrina
Lineage: Eukaryota; Metazoa; Cnidaria; Anthozoa; Scleractinia; Pocilloporidae
Source: the annotation of a GenBank genome assembly